Messenger RNA from Lotus japonicus, 6012 nucleotides. Its product is annotated as sister chromatid cohesion protein SCC2. Gene Ontology annotation, biological process: establishment of mitotic sister chromatid cohesion; establishment of protein localization to chromatin; replication-born double-strand break repair via sister chromatid exchange. The transcript is spliced from 28 exons. Gene Ontology annotation, cellular component: Scc2-Scc4 cohesin loading complex. The record is from RefSeq and is a predicted model, not a curated record. Gene Ontology annotation, molecular function: chromatin binding. Lineage: Eukaryota; Viridiplantae; Streptophyta; Magnoliopsida; Fabales; Fabaceae. The coding region runs from base 281 to 5731 and encodes 1816 amino acids.
AACAAGCUAGGCACAGUGUCAGGGCGUUUCCGUAAUCUCAUAACUGGACUCAGUUUCAAACUCCUCACACCAAUAAAAACCAAAUCCACUCACAUUUCGUAAACCCUGUUGCAAUUCGAGAAUCCCAAAUCAUUUUCCCAAACGCACUUUUCCCCGCCAUUCACUUCCCCAAUUUUCUUCCCAAUCUAUCCCUCUAGGGCUCACUCUCCACCUUCCACCGCUUCACCUGAACCCUAAUUCCCCUUCAAUUCUUCACUUCAUGCUCUUCCCGUGACCAAUCAUGAAUUUUCCACCUCCUUCCGGCGCCAACGCCGCCGCCGCGAUGCCGUCCUCCGGCAUCCGCGGCAUAAGCUUGUCCAACACUGUCCACUCCGAAGUCGCCUCCUGCUUGCCGCUGCCGUCGCUUCCGGUCUUCUGCGGCGCAUCCGAUCAGGACCUCCGACUCUUCGACGCGCCGAUGACGUUCAACCGCCGCGACGUCCUCGCUCAGUCCAGCAAGAUCGCCGAGCUUCUCCAGCACACCGAUGUGUCGUAUUUGAAUUUAAGAGAUGAUGCUAAGGGUGUUCGGCAUAACUAUGGUGAGCCUUUAGAGCUCCAUGAUGAAGUUCUCAGGUGCAAUCCUGAAGCAUUUGAAUGCAGUGCUGCAGGUCCUUUCAAGGAGCAGUUCUCUGGCGGGGCAUUAAUUGAAAAAAAGCCUGUUGAAUCAAAUUGUUCUGUCCCGAGUCAGACUCACAAAGACUACAAUGCAACCCAAAGCCGUCAGCUCGAUAGUUUUUCGACAAAUGACAUAUCUAUGUUGUGUUCUAAAAAAUCUAAAGUCAAGAAGAAAGGGGGUGAUGGAGCAUCUGUUGCACUCGAUCCUGCUGAGCUUCCAGAUGCCAGCAUUGGAAGGUUUCAUGAAUAUUUGGAGGACUUAUGUAGCAAAGCCGAAUUUAAUAGUGACGAUCGAGAUGAAGCAGAAUGGUUACCGUUGCCUCUUUCAGAUCUUAGAUUGCUUGUUAAUGAAAUAGUGUCUAUACGUGAGAAGAAACUUCUUCACUUGGUUCCUGUAGAAAUACUUGUUAGAUUACUAAAAGUUCUAGAUCAUCAGAUACAUAGAGCAGAAGGCCUGUCAAUUGUGGAUUGUGAUAAUUCCAAUUCAGAACUAGUUUCUUCUCUUUUAAUUGCGUUGGAGUCCAUUCAUGCUGCCCUGGCAGUGAUGUCCCAUGCUGAGAUGCCGAAGCAACUUUAUAAAGAAGAGGUUAUUGAGAGAAUUCUGGAGUUCUCCAGGCAUCAGAUAAUGGAUGUGAUGUGUGCAUGUGAUCCAUCGUACCGUGCAUUACAUAGGCCUAAUGAAAACACUGCAUUUGAAGUUGAUGAUUUUGAUGAGGAUGAUGCUGAAUUUGGUUCAGCAAGCAAAAAGCGGCGCCCUAGCAAGUCUUUGAAGUUGAAGAAACCAGCAUCAAGCAGGGUCUCUACUGCUGUGAAUACCAUUCUUCAGAAGUUGUGUACUAUUCUCGGACUACUCAAGGAUUUGUUGUUAAUAGAAAGGUUAUCAGAUAGUUGCAUUUUACAACUUGUAAGAACAAGCAUCACAACAUUUUUAGUUGAUAACAUCCAGCUUUUGCAGUUGAAGACAAUUGGUUUAGUCAGUGCGAUAUUCUAUUUGUACACACAACAUCGCACUUAUGUGAUAGAUGAAAUGAUUCAGCUUCUUUUGAAAUUACCGCAUUCAAAGCGAGCUUUAAGAACAUAUUACAUACGUGAUGAAGAGCAAAAGCAGAUCCAGAUGGUUACUGCUUUGUUGAUUCAGUUAAUUCAAUGCAGUGCGAACAUUCCUGAUGCUUUAAGACAAGCAUCAAGUGGUAAUGCUGUAUUAGAAGUCUCAGUCGAUGCUAAUUAUCCAACUAAAUGUCUUGAGGCAGCAACAGAAGCCGGUUGUUUAUUUUGGAGCCGUGUACUUCAGCGUUUUGCCAGUGUAAAGACUCAAGAUGCUUCUGAGCUGAAAUCCAUAAUGGAGAAUCUUGUUACAGAUUUGCUGACAACUCUGAAUUUACCUGAAUAUCCUGCUUCAGCUCCUUUUCUAGAGGUUCUCUGUGUCCUACUACUUCAGAAUGCUGGGCUCAAAUCCAAGGAUAUCUCUGCACGUUCCAUGGCAAUUGAUAUUCUUGGUACAAUUGCUGCAAGGUUGAAGCGCGAUGCUAUGAUUUGUAGUCAAGAGAAGUUCUGGAUAUUUCAGGGUUUACUUAGUCAGGAUGCUGAUUCUCAGCAUUAUCCAAAGGAUACCUGUUGUGUCUGUUUGGGUGGAAGGGCAGAAAAUUUGUACACAUGUCACGACUGCCAGAGACUUUUUCAUGCUGAUUGCCUAGACAUUAAAGAGCAUGAUGUUUCCAACCAGAACUGGUACUGUCACACAUGCAUCUGCUCUAAGCAACUGCUUGUAUUACAAUCAUAUUGCACCUCCCAGCGCAAGGAUGGUGUAAAAAAGAAUCACAAUUCGUCAACAGAUGAUUCUGAAGUUCCUAUGCAUGAAGUUGUUCAACAGUUGCUUUUGAAUUACCUUCAAGAUGUCGCCUCUGCUGAUGAACUGCAUCUUUUUAGUUGCUGGUUUUAUCUAUGCAUGUGGUAUAAAGACGAACCAAAAUUUCAGCAGAAUUCUGUUUACUACAUUGCUAGAAUGAAAUCAAGAAUCAUAGUGCGGGAUUCUGGUACUGUGUCUUCUAAGUUGACAAGGGAUUUAAUCAAGAAAAUUACUUUAGCUUUAGGCCAAAACAGUUCAUUUUGUCGAGGGUUUGAUACAAUUCUUCACUUGCUUCUGGCAAGUUUGAGGGAGAACUCUCCAGUUAUUAGGGCUAAGGCUUUACGAGCAGUUAGUAUCAUUGUAGAGGCUGAUCCAGAGGUACUGGGGGAUAAGCGGGUCCAGUUAGCAGUUGAAGGCAGAUUUUGUGACUCUGCAAUUUCUGUUAGAGAAGCAGCUUUGGAACUUGUUGGCAGGCAUAUUGCUUCGCAUCCAGAUGUUGGUUUUAAGUAUUUUGAGAAGAUUGCAGAGAGAAUCAAAGAUACUGGGUUGAGUGUUCGGAAACGAGCUAUAAAAAUUAUUCGAGAUAUGUGUACUUCAAAUGCCAAUUUCUCUGGGUUUACCAGAGCUUGCACAGAGAUAAUGUCACGUAUUAGUGAUGAUGAAUCGAGCGUCCAGGAUCUGGUUUGCAAAACUUUUUAUGAGUUCUGGUUUGAGGAACCUUCUGCUUCAGAAACUCAGGUCUUUGGUGAUGGUAGUACUGUUUCACUUGAGGUAGCUAAGAAAACAGAGCAAAUUGUUGAAAUGUCAAGGGGGGGAAUGCCCAAUCAACAACUUGUAACCGUCAAUCCACUUCUUGUAACUGUAAUAAAGCGCAACUUGACACUUGAUUUUUUACCACAAUCUGCAAAAGCCAUUGGGGUCAACCCAGUGUCUCUUGCAACAGUGCGUAAGCGAUGUGAGUUGAUGUGCAAAUGCUUGCUGGAGAAAAUGUUACAGGUUGAGGAAAUGAACAGUAAUGAAGUGGCUGUAGGAGCACUUCCAUAUGUGCUAGUCUUGCAUGCAUUUUGUCUUGUGGACCCAACUCUCUGCGCACCAGCUUCUAACCCUUCCCAAUUUGUUGUUACAUUGCAGCCAUAUCUGAAGACCCAGGUUGACAAGCGUGAGGCUGCGCAAUUACUUGAGAGUAUAAUAUUUAUAAUUGAUGCUGUAUUGCCCUUGCUUCGGAAGUUACCCCCGUGUAUUGUGGAAGAACUUCAGCUAGAUUUGAAACAGAUGAUUAUCCGGAAUUCUUUCUUGACAGUUGUCCAUGCUUGCAUCAAGUGCCUCUGCUCUGUGAGUAAGAUGGCAGGAAAAGGGGCUGCUGUAGUUGAGCAUCUUAUUCAAGUCUUCUUCAAAUAUUUGGAUAAAGAGGCAGUUGAUAGUAAACAGCUUGUCGGACGAUCUCUGUUUUGUAUUGGUUUGCUUGUUCGCUAUGGCAACUGUUUGUUAGCAAGCUCCAGUAAUCAACAUAGUGACGUCAAAAGGAGCCUCAACUUGUGUAUGAAGUAUCUUGUUGUGGAGGAUUUAGGUCUUAAGGCUAGAUCAUUGCAGGCCCUAGGGUUCGUUCUAAUAGCAAGGCCUGAAUAUAUGUUGGAAAAAGAUAUUGGAAAGAUACUGGAGCGAUCAUUAUCUUCUACUGCUGAUACUUGCCUUAAGAUUCAAGCAUUGCAAACCAUGUUCGAGUAUCUUCUUGAUGCUGAAAGCCAAAUGACAACAGAUAAAACUGAUGGUAAUGUAGCUGAUUACUCAGUUGGAGCUGGGCAGAGUGUUCCUGUUGCUGCUGGUGCUGGGGAUACAAACAUGUGCGGGGGUAUAGUUCAGUUGUACUGGGAUAAUAUUUUGGGCACAUGUUUGGAUUUCAGUGAACCUGUUCGCCAAUCAGCCUUGAAGAUUGUCGAAGUUGUGCUGCGCCAAGGUCUUGUUCAUCCCAUCACCUGUGUGCCACACCUUAUAGCACUAGAAACAGAUCCUCUGGAGUCAAAUUCCAAGUUGGCUCAUCAUCUCUUAAUGAAUAUGAAUGAGAAGUACCCUGCGUUUUUUGAAACCCGCUUGGGCGAUGGACUUCAAAUGUCAUUUAUGUUCAUCCAAUCCAUUUGCGGUAGUUCUGAAAAUGUUAACCAUAAAAACCAAUCUCGGAUCCCUGUUUCUGGGAAGGGCAAACCUGAGGCUGGCUCACUCACUCAAGCAAGAGUUGGGGUUUCUCGAAUAUACAAGCUCAUCCGGGGUAACCGGAUAUCAAGGAACAAAUUUAUGUCCUCAAUUGUGCGAAAAUUUGAUAAUCCUAGAUGGAACAAAUUAGUAAUACCUUUCUUAAGAUAUUGCACAGAGGUUCUUGCCUUGCUGCCAUUCACUUCACCUGAUGAGCCACUUUAUUUAAUCUAUGCUAUCAAUCGAGUAGUUCAGCUGAGGGCUGGGCCAUUAGAGGCGAACUUUAAAUCCUGGAAUUCAAGCUUGUUACGAAGUGAGGGUCAUAGUACACCUUAUGAAAAUGGAACAUGUCGAUGGGGGCCAGAUGAGCCUAUUCUUGCAACCCCAGUGAUGUCAAUGGACUUGAAUGAAACAUUUCAGCAAAAUCUACAUGCUCAGCCUAUUUUUGAUGACAUGAAAUCAGUGGAUUUAAAUAGAACUAAUCACCAAUUGCCAGAUCAUCCUUUAUCACAUAAUGGGAACUUGGAAGCUAAGCCGCAAGCUGCAAGCUUCAUGGAUUCUUGUACCUUCUCCAAAGAUGAUACGGAGGAAGUUCAGGCUGGCUGUUUAUCCGCCAUUGCAUUGCAACUUCUUUUAAAGCUAAAGAGACAUCUAAAAAUCAUGUAUAGUCUGGAUGAUGCCCGAUGUCAGGCUUAUUCUCCAAGUGAACCACCAAAACCUGGAGAAGUUUUGUCUAAACAGAGUAUUGCGUUGAAUAUCAGUGAAUAUCAGUUUAGUUUGCCUACAACUCCGCAAGAAUUAACACAAAGAUACCAGGAAUUUAAGAAUGCAUUGAAGGAAGACACAAUGGAUUAUUCGCUUUACACUGCAAAUAUAAGACGGAAGCGACCCUCAAUUACGCCCAGAAAAGUUCGGAAAUCUGUACACACAGCUCGUGGUGGUUUCGAGGAAGAAGAAGAUGAUGAUGCGGAUUGGGCUGGUGGCAUGCGCCAGAUAAAUGUUAGUGGGCGCAGGGCUAACCUUAGAAGCUCUAGACAACAUUGAUUGAUGUAAGUACGUGGUAGAUAGACUAACAACUUGUACAUUAAAUAGGAAAAAAAGGAAAAUACAGAAUAGGAUGAAAGCCAAUAGAAUAGGGGUUUUAAGGAAACAGAAUACAGGAAAGCACGGGCCUGGAAUAUUUCUUGCCUUAGUUGACUGUAUAUUUUGUCUGUUUCCGUUUGUAAUUUCGAAUUGCGUUAUAGUGGCUGCAUUCUUUUGUUGACCGAAAAUCAGCGUACCCAGCCAAAUAUCAAAUUUGAUUAUUUUCUUUUGGUGUUGUUCCA